Molecule: messenger RNA, 2250 nt
Organism: Chelonia mydas (Green sea turtle)
Lineage: Eukaryota; Metazoa; Chordata; Testudines; Cheloniidae
Gene: EIF2AK1
Product: eukaryotic translation initiation factor 2 alpha kinase 1
Exons: 16
Coding region: 131-2161 (676 amino acids)
Biological process (GO): protein phosphorylation
Molecular function (GO): protein kinase activity; ATP binding
Source: RefSeq, a predicted model, not a curated record
CACGGCGGGACCCGGUAGAGGGCGCAGCUGGGCGAGCUCGGCCUGGAAGGAGCCGGUACGUUCCAGCCCGCUCCGCCCCGGCUCGCUCUGCCAGGCUGCGGCGGGAAGUUGAGUCCCAGAGGUCCCGGCCAUGUGGAGAGGUGGCGGGGGCGCUGCGGGGGAACGGCGGCCCAGGCUCUGGCCUAAGGCCACGGGGCCCAACCUGCCGCCGCCCGCUAUCGAGUUUCCCGAGGAAGGGCCGGAGCCGCAGUACGAUGAAUCUGAUGUACCAGAAGAACUUCGAGUUGUGAAUGGUUCAGAAAAAUGUUAUUUCACUUCUACAAUUGCAAACCAGCUACUGCUUGUUUCUCUGCUAGAACAUAUUUGCCAAGUGUAUGCACAAAAUCCUGUUCAAUCAAGAUCUUUGUUCCAAAUAAUCUGUCGGACAUUCACUAGAAUGGGCUUGCUCUCCUCUUUUGCCUUCUGUGAUGAAUUUAGUACUUUAAGAUUGCAACAUAAUAGAGCAAUUACUCAAUUAAUGAAAGCAGCCAAUCAACAAAUACUUGAGGACCUUGACGGUGGAGAUUCUCACACAGUCAGUGAAAAAGAAGUUUUCUUUGAAGCACAAACUUCACGCUACUUAAAUGAAUUUCAUGAGAUUGCAAGACUAGGAAAAGGGGGAUAUGGUACAGUGUACAAGGUCAGAAACAAAUUAGAUGGUCAGUUCUAUGCAAUUAAAAAAAAUCUUAUUAAGAAAGCAACCAAAAGAGAUUGCAUGAAGGUAUUACGAGAAGUUAAAGUGUUGGCUGGCCUGCAACAUCCUAAUAUUGUAGGCUAUCACACUGCUUGGAUAGAACAUGUUCAACAAGCAUAUCCAAAAGAUAAGACAGUCCUGAAGUUGCAGUCACUCAAAAAGUCUUCUGACCAAGAAGGUGGCGAAGACCAGUGUCAUAUUCAAAAUAUGGAAAGCAGCAGUUCCAUUAUCUUUGCUGACUAUACCUCAGAAGAAAUUAAAUCCUCUGGAUAUAACUUUCUUGAGAAUCAAGAUAAUAAAUCAGUGCAGCAUAUGGAUAUAACGAAAGAUUUUACCAGUGGAGAUGGUGAAGAAAGAAUAAAAACGAAUAAAUGUGAACCACUCACUGACUCACAAGAAAGUUGCACAGAUAGUACUGCCAAUGGACCAGUUAAUUUUAAAAGUCAUCUAUCACAUGGACUUCAUUCUAAUCUGAAUAAAGAUAUCAUUUCAAGUGAUUCUUGCACUGAAGACGAAUGCUUCCAGAAACGUAUGUCGGUGCACAGGCAGUGUGAGAUGGAGUAUUGUCUGAUGCUUCAUAUACAGAUGCAACUGUGUGAUAUCUCCUUGUGGGACUGGAUUGUUGACAGAAACAAAAGAUGUGGUGAGCGAACAGAGGAAUCUUCCAGAACCAGAGGACCAGGAACUUUUAUGAUUUUAACUCCACAGGACAUUUCAAUCAAAUCGAAAAGCAACCAAUUUAACACCGAUAAAAGUCCUUACCACCUUGUGGACGUCAGCUGGACAUUAAAAUUUUUUCAAGAGUUACUAGAAGGAGUAUACUAUAUACACAGCAAGGGAGUCAUGCAUCGAGACAUUAAACCCAGAAAUGUCUUUCUACAUGGAUCAGACCACCAUGUGAAAAUAGGAGAUUUCGGACUGGCUUGCAGAGAUCUUAUACAGGAAAACCCAAACCACUGGUUAACAACAGAGAAGAUAAAUGGACUAAAACAUACUUCAGGAGUCGGUACUUGUCUGUAUGCUUCACCUGAACAGUUGCAAGGAUCUCACUAUGAUUUCAAGUCAGACAUGUACAGUGUGGGUGUAAUUCUUCUAGAACUUUUUCAGCCAUUUGGAACAGAAAUGGAAAGAACCAAAAUUCUGACAAGUUUAAGAAAUGGCAAUGUUCCUAGUUCUUUUAGCAGCAAAUGGCCAGUACAAACCAAGUAUGUUAAGUUGCUAACCAGUGAGAUGUCAUCACAGAGACCAACUGCUGCUCAGCUUCUUGAAAGCGAACUGUUUCAUAAUACAGAAAAUGUUAUUUGUAGUCUACAGCAGAAGGUGAUGCAGCAAGAGGCAGAAAUUGAAAAGCUUAAGGAGAAAAUAAAAUUGCUUUCAAGAGAAAAAGAGAGAGAAGAUAGGCACAAGAGGCUUGGUUCUCCAGUUUAAGUAGAGUAUCAGUCAGACUGUAUAUACAUGAGUAGCUCAGUAUAACCUAUACAAUUAUGUAAAAUUUUUUAUAUAAAUGUCAAAACAGC